Messenger RNA from Thunnus maccoyii (southern bluefin tuna), 3352 nucleotides. It is a transcript of the gene xrcc1, whose product is annotated as X-ray repair complementing defective repair in Chinese hamster cells 1. Gene Ontology annotation, cellular component: nucleus. Bases 409 to 2304 code for a protein of 631 amino acids. The record is from RefSeq and is a predicted model, not a curated record. Gene Ontology annotation, molecular function: damaged DNA binding. The transcript has 17 exons. Gene Ontology annotation, biological process: base-excision repair; single strand break repair; double-strand break repair via nonhomologous end joining. NCBI's taxonomy places the organism in Eukaryota, Metazoa, Chordata, Actinopteri, Scombriformes, Scombridae.
GAUACAUACAUCAGGCUUUUGGUGGGAAAAUGAGUUCGCAUCCACGUACAUUUAACUUAAAAUUACUGUAAAAGCAUUGAUAUGUACUUUCUGGUGUUUGCUAUAAUCCCAAAGUAAGCGGCUAUGUGUCAAGUACAUAACUGUGUGAAAGAUUUAUGCGUAACAGCCCUUUGUUCACUCUGCCUAUUGUUUGCUAGCAUGCUAUCACGUUAGCCAGCAGUUUGUCGGACGUUGACUUGCAACAAAGUAAUUUUUUUGCUACAGUCACUGCCAUUGAAAGUAUUUAACAGUUUUGUCGUGCUAGGUCGUUACGAUAACGCUUUGCGGAAAGCCAAGCGGUUGGUUGUUUUAUUUGACUUCACAUAAGCUGAUACACCAGUGUUAAACCAGUCAGGAGUCCACAACAACAUGCCAGAAAUCAAACUCAAGCACGUUGUGUCUUGCACCACCGAGGACACUACUCACAAAGCAGACAACCUGCUGAGCUCUGACACCUACAGAAAGUGGAAAGCAGCAAGAUCCGGGGAGAAGCAGACAUCAGUAAUUUUACAGUUCGAGAAGGAGGAGCAGGUGCACAGCAUCGAUAUCGGAAAUGAAGGCUCAGCUUUCAUUGAGGUGUUAGUCGGGAACUCUUCAGCUGUCAAAGACCAGGACUAUGAGGUUCUGUUGGUUACGUCUUCCUUUAUGUCCCCCACGGAGAGCCGUAACGGCACCAACAUGAACCGGGUGCGUUUCUUUGGGCCCAACCAGCUGCAGAAGAGCACGGCACAGGAGAAGUGGGACAGAGUGAAAAUUGUAUGCAGCCAGCCAUACAGCAAAAAUAUAGCAUACGGACUGGCCUUUGUCAAGUUCCAUUCACCGCCUGACAAAAACGAUCCUCCUCCAACAGCUUCCCCAAAACUGACAAAGCUGGGGCAGUUCAGGUUGAAGGAUGAAUCUGCUUCAUCCGGGUCCAGCCUACAACCUGGCAGUCUUUUCUUCAAUCGGGACAAUGCAACAAAGUCCAGUUCUUCACUCAAAGUGUCUCCUCAGAGUGACAAGUUGAGUUACGCUGCUGCUGCCCUGCAGGCUGGUGGCAGCUCCCACACGUCAGGUCAAGCUUCCUCCCCCAGCUCUGACUCACCACAGCGACCAGCAAAGAGGAAAUUUGAGUUCAGCAAAGAGCGGCAGUCUGCCUCCGGCCCUCCUCCCUUGAAGAAAACAAGCCCAGCUGGUUCACCUGAGGGCAAAGCUGUGACACCCAAACCCAAACCCAAUCCAGCGAGCACUCCCAGCCCCAGCACCUCAAAAGCCUCACCAGCACAGAAGUCCGCUGACAAGAAGAGGGAGAGUCAGUCCAAACCUGAGCCCAAACCCAAACAACAGAAAUCCAAAUCCCAGAGUGCACAGCAAGUUCCAUUCAACCGGAUGAUGGAGGGGGUGGUGUUUGUCCUUAGCGGCUUCCAAAACCCCUUCAGAGGGGAGCUCAGGGAAAAGGCUCUGGACAUGGGAGCCAAAUACCGGCCUGACUGGACACCCGACUCAACACACCUUAUCUGUGCCUUCGCUAACACCCCCAAGUACAGCCAGGUGAAAUCAGCAGGGGGCAUCAUCGUACGGAAGGAAUGGGUGAUGGACUGCCAUAAGAGGAAACAGAAGAUCUCCUACAAGCGGUAUUUGAUGGAUGGAGCAGAGUCAAGCUCAGAGAGCGAAAUGGAGGAGGACGACCAAAGUGAAGAGGAAAUGUACACAAAGACUCCACAGAAACAGGAGAGACAACCCCAAAAAGUCACCCCCAAAAAGACACCAGAAAAGAGGAAUGAAGAUGAUGAGUAUGCCGGCUCCACUGAUGUAGAUGAACCAGGAGGUGACGAUGAUGAUUCUGCUGUAGACACAGAAGACGAGCUUCAGAGGGUGGAGAAUGAGAGCAGACAGAAGAAAGCAGCAGCACAGGGGAAGGUGGUGAAAGAGGAGGAUCCAUAUGGGGGAUCGACAGAUGAAAACACAGACGCUGAAGCUGAAGAGGAUCAUCCCAUCCCUGAUCUACCAGACUUCCUGACCGGAAAGCACUUUUUCCUCUAUGGUAAAUUCCCCAACAAUGAGAGGCGCCUACUGUUGCGGUACAUCGUUGCCUUUAACGGGGUGAUGGAGGACUACAUGACGGAGAAGGUGCAGUUUGUGGUGACCAGCGAAGGGUGGCAUGACUCCUUUGAGGACGCGCUGAUGGAGAACAGCAAUCUGAACUUUGUCAAACCUGCUUGGAUUUACGCAAUCAAUGAGCGACAAAAGAUGCUUCCCUAUCAACCCUACUCUGUCGUCCCCUGAACAAUAUACUGUAUUUAUACACAAGGUUGUGUGCAGACACACUGACACACUUGACAUCCUGAUGAAGAAGCAACGGGUAAAGCCAUAGACAUAUUUUUUGUUUGUUUUUUUUUUCCUUCAGAUUCACCACUUCACGUAGAAGAAGCAAUAACCCGACUAUAUUAUGUUGACUUUAGACUUGCUAUUCAUGAAAUGUCUUGAGUCCUUGAUGCUUUCAUUACAGAUGUUCCUACCUUUUGGCCAAGCUAGAGAAACAUGUCUAUUUAAAUGGUGUGUGUUAAAGUUAUUGUUAGGAUUAGGUUUGGAUUUAUGAUUAGCUUUUUACCUGAAGGUUGUUAGUCUCAGCUUGGCCACAAAGUAACAUCCUCAUCAGUGUGCCGCUCAGCCACUUUGGCCUUUUGAACAAAGCACACACACUCUCUCUCUGAUUCAGGACUUGUUUGAAUUUCUCAGUUCCUGCGCUGCAGUUUGCAGCCACUCACCUCGGCUACCUCAGGCUCUGUCUGGAAAUGAGUUAUCACCAUGUCCUGACUGCCAGCGGUGCUGAUAAGACUCUGACUUGUGUAAGUGGAGCGGCAGAGUUUUAUGAGACCAGCCCAAAGUCAGGUGAAAGGUGCCAGUUAUUUAAGGCUGCAGCCACCAAAUUUGAAAAAUCAGGACAGCUUAAUUCAAGAAAUGAACGCAAAUGCGGCGGAACUGUUUUUGUUUUUUUUCUCCUUUUUAUUUUAUUAACUGCUGUGAGUGGUAAAGUGAUGGAUUUCUGUGUGUAUAAGUUUGAUAAAUCUGAGUUUAUGAUUUGAUUUUAUUCAUGUCUGUGGAAUAAGUACUGCAAGAGAUGAACUGGCUCGACAAAUGAGAGGACGUAAAACAGAUGUCAGUGUUUUGCGUAACUCAAAUUUUCCAAAUUGCCUAUUUAAGUCACGAGGAAAUGUUGGGCUUUUUGUCUGUUUUGUCUGCUUGCUUGUAUAAAAGCAGUUUGUUUAAGUCUCUUUCUUUUUUUCUUACAGUUCUUAAUUAUUUUGUCUAAAUAAAAAAAAUAGAUUUUUAA